Messenger RNA from Quercus lobata, 456 nucleotides. RefSeq lists its product as uncharacterized. The record is from RefSeq and is a predicted model, not a curated record. The coding region runs from base 1 to 456 and encodes 151 amino acids. The transcript has a single exon. Lineage: Eukaryota; Viridiplantae; Streptophyta; Magnoliopsida; Fagales; Fagaceae.
AUGGAAGCAGAGAACACAACUCAGCCAGAUUUUGUGCAACAACAACAAAUCCAAGCCCUUUUAGCCAAUGUGGAAGAACUAACUCGCCAGAAUGAAGAACUGCGAAAGACAGUGGAAUCCCAAAAUGCAAAACUUCAGCGAACAGAUGAAAACCAAAAUGAAGAAGAGUCAAACUCUCAAGCCAACAAACAAGACAGAACCUUAAGAGAAGAUUCCACCAAGAUGGAGAACGAACUUCGCAACAUGAGGAAGGAGAUGGACGAACUGAAAAGUGCUAUGAAGGACAAAGGCGGAGAGAAUCUAGAUGGGGUGAUUCGAAGGAUGGACUCACCAUUCACUACUGAAGUACUAAACCAUCCCCUCCCACCAAAAUUUCAUCUCCCACAGUUGGAGUCAUAUGAUGGUUCCAAGGAUCCCUCGAUCACAUCGAAUCAUUUGACGCUGAUGCUAUUGUAG